AGUAGCAGUAGCAGCAGGUCUGUGGAGGUUACAGGUCUGUGGACGGACCGGGACUCGACUCACACCCAGGGCCGCGGAAAGCCUCGGGAAGGCCCGAGGUCGGUGACACGAACAUGGGGAACGCGGAGAGCGGCUGCGGCGGAGGCAGCGGCGACGAGGACGACGUGGAGACGGAGAGUCCCGGCUUCGCGGAAGACAGUCCGGCCUCUGCGGCCACUGGCUUCGGUGUCGGAGGCGGAGGAGGAGGCGCCGGUUCGGCCAGAAGCGGAAGGGGAUCCGGCAGCCUGCCUGUCCCCACCGGCGGACCCCCCAGCCCCGGGGUCCUCCUGGAGCAGGUCAAACUGAGGGAAGCCGCCGCUCGGAUCAGCGACUCGGGGGUCGCCAUCCAGGAGUCGGUCCUGGCCGGGAAUGAAGGGGUCCUGGUCCGGUGGCUGGAGGACCGGCUGAACCGGGGAGAGGAGUCCGUCAAUGUGGAGCAGUUCUGCGAGAUGUUGGAGAGCAGAGAUGCCCCCAGAGAUGAGUGUGAAGAGGCCUUUGGUCAGUUCGAUGCAGAGGGGGACGGUGUGGUGGACGUUGAGAGCAUGUUGAUCGCACUGAAGAACUCCAAUGGAGCCAAUCUACAGGGAGAACUGAGUCAUGUGAUCAGACAGUUACAAGCGUGUUCACUAACUCCGGGUUUUGUCGACAUAUUCUCCAAGACCAAAGACCGGUUAGGGGCCCACGCCUCCAAGAUCCUUAAAUUCUUGCACAGGAAUCGUAUUCCCAGCAGUGCCAUCCCCUUCCCUCUGUUAGAGGGCUACAACAGUAUCUGCACCAUGAGGUCCAGUGUGGUCCAGGACUUUCUGGAGUUCUUACUGCAGAAGGAGAAAGAUUUAGAUAUCCAGUACAGAGCAGAACUGAACCGGGACCCAGACGUGGACAAGGUCAAGGUGGUCACCCAGUGUUACAGCACUAUCGAGGCUUCGUCCAACGUCGCAGACAUUUAUAAGAUGACCAACGGAGAAACAGCGUCUUUCUGGCAGUCGGACGGAAGCGCACGCUCACACUGGAUAAGAUUAAAGAUGAAACCAGACGUGGUGUUGCGCCGUCUGGCCAUCGCCGUGGCAUCCAACGACCACAGCUACAUGCCUCAGCUGGUGUCCGUGUCCGUGGGGAAGAACCGGCGUUCGUUACAGGAGAUCAGAGACAUCCGCAUCCCCAGUAACGUGACGGGCUAUGUGGCGCUGUUGGAGAACGCCAACAUCACACACCCCUAUGUCCAAAUUAACAUCAAACGCUGUCUGAGCGACGGAUGCGACACACGGAUCCACGGCCUGAAGACGCUGGGUUAUCAGAUCACCAAGAGUAAGGAGGUGUCUGUGUCAGACGCCUCGGCCAUCUGGUACCUGUCCCUGCUCACCUCCCUGGUCACCGCCUCCAUGGAGGCCAACCCGGCGCUGGCUCAGACGGUCCUGCACAGCACACAAAAAACCUUACGUCACAUGCCGCCGCUGUCCCUGACGCCGUCGUCCACAGAUUUCCCAAAGUUCUUCUCGUUGAACAUCCUGGAGGAGGUGGAUGGAUUUCUCCUGAGGAUCGCAGAUUACUGUGUGAGUCCGGAUGCUGAGCUGACCCUCCUGGCCUUCGCUCUGGCUCGGGGCAGUGUGGCCAAAGUGCUCCAGGCCUUGUCCUGCAUCAGUGACCAUCUGGACACCGAGUACAAGGCGUCGUCCCUCAUCGUCUCUAUGGCCUCAGUCAGACUUCGACUGCUCUAUCGUAACGGUAAACCCCUCCAGUUACAUCUCCAGGCCUGUGAUGUGAAGAGUAAAGAGGAGAAGUCAGGUCCAGAUAAUAUGCUGACAGAGUCAUCUACAGGAGACGGUUUUCUCACAGAAAGUGGGAAGAAGAAAGCCAGUGUGAUCCUGUCGACAGAAGACCAGAGCAACUUCCAGGUCACACAGAUGAAAAUCAAAGUGCGAAAAGGUCCAAUUGGAGCCAAAUGUGGUUUGGUGUUUGCGUAUAAGGAGGACGACCCGUUUGAUGCAGAAAAACAUUUCAAGAGGUUUAAAAAGUACGACUCCUGGGAUUACAAGGACUACAAAGAGUUUGUCCAGAACAAUGUGAGGAUUCCAGCGCAGUCGGAGGACGAGCCCAUUGGCUGGUUCGAGCUGGAGGAUGACUGGAAUGAUGUGGAGAUCAAGCUGCAGCAGUGUCGAGUUGCAAAGUUCCUGAUGGUGAAAUUCCUGUGCACCAGGCAGGACACGGCCGAACGCCUCGGAGUCCAGUCCCUCAGUUUCAGUGGAUACCUGUGUCCUGGGUCUGAGAGACUGGGAGACCUGGACCACCUCAGUCCAGAAGGGGACAGCUUUGACCACGAUGCCGUCCCUGGACUGUGUCUGCUGAACAAGACGCUGUUUUUUAUCCAACAGCUCACACGCAACGUGGAUGCCUCCCACUUCAAACAGAAGUAUCUUCUGGACUUCACUGGUCUGAGCUUGAACGUCUUCUGGGAUUUCUACAGUAAACUCAGGGAGAUUGAGGGAGACGAGGUGAUGAAGAGCAGAGUUCUGCUGCUUCAGCUGAUGCAGAACUGUUUCCCGAUGCUGCCCAAUCCACUGGAGCCCAAAGCCUCAGAGGAGAACAGAUCGGCCAAUGAGGGAGCGGCGGUGGUGGGGGCGGGUCCGUCCACGUCCAGCAGUGCAGAGUCUCCGUCUGCGUCUGUCAAGGCUGUCGAGGAUCUGUACACACACCUGUGUCACAUCGUGGACGGUCCUGAGGGGGCGUCGCUGGUGCAGAAGGCGUUACAUAAGGAGGCAGUGAAGGCCGUUCUGAACGGAGCAGCUGUUUUCUUCCCUGAUAAACACGUCAGGAGGGACAAACUCUUCCACAUGAUGAAAAACAUCACAGAGGAGGACCAACCGGAGUCUGUGAAGGUGACGUUUGAGUCUCUGUGUAAUUACUUCAGUGACCAGGAUCCCAGUGGUCUCCUGCUGCUUCCACCUAAAGGCGCCCCCUCUGACUUCGACAUCAGCCCCAUCCUGUCUGUGAUGGAGACACUGCUGCUGGUGGCAACCAGAGAGUGUGAGGUGCUGAUGGUGGAUGAGGGCGGCGGUGCCAGCCGCUCGGUGCUGCUGUCCUUGUUCUGGGCUCUGCAGGGCAGUAUGCUGUCCUGGUGUUACCUGCAGCUCAAAGGCGUGGCCUCCACCUCCACCACCAUGGACCUGGCCAGAGACAUCCUCCUCAAAUAUGUGGACCAGUUCCUGGCCCGGGUCCAGGCCGUCCUGGGUUCUCUUCUGGACCGGUACACCGGCGCUGAGAUCACAGACAAACUGGGCAGCUCCAUCCUGGCCACCGUCUUCAGACAAUUGAUGGUGUUCCUCCUGGAGCUUUGUUCCUUGGACAUCCCCCACAGCAUCCUCCUCAACAGCUUCUCCUCAUUGGUGGAGCUCCUCAGAAGUCUGUCUACUGACACCGGGGACAUCUUCUCUAAGGUGGAUCAGGAGAGCUGGAGCCAGGCCCAGCAGCCCGUGGUUCUGCGGACCUGGAACAUGGAGUCGCCUCACAACUACGAGAACAGCCGCCAUGAGACGUCCAUCUUCGCCUGCCCGGGGGCCACGUCCUUCGAGGUGGAGUUUGACGAACGCUGUGAGACAGAGAAAAGAUACGACUACCUGGAGUUCACUGAUUCCAGAGGAGGGAAGGUUCGCUAUGACAUGAAGGUCGGGACGGAGAAAUGGCCAAAGAAAGUGACGUUCGAUGCGGGUCCUCAGCUCCAGUUCCUGUUCCACUCCGACAGCAGCAAUAAUGAGUGGGGGUAUAAGUUCACAGUGACGGCGCUGGGGCUGCCCGACAUCACCAUCUCCUGGAUGUCCGACGUCCAGCUGCUCGUGGCUCGGCUCAUGGGACGUCUGGCCUCCAGGACCCUGGCCCUCAAAUCCCCUCAUGAGAUCCGCAGUGUGAAGGAGCUUCCAGCUGGAAAAAUGUCACAUGUUCAGUCUUCGCCACUAUGGAAACCCAUUCUGAGACACGGUUUGUGUGAAACCAGAGACGUGGAUCGAAGUAAACCCCCAUCAGACCAGACGAAGACGUGGACUCAUGAUGAGCUGUUGAACUUCCUGGAGGACUUUGCCCGUUGGAAUCCUUCCCAGGAACCGGUCGACAGUAGAGCAGAGCUGAUGAAGACGCUCAUGCAGUCCUGUAGAAAACAGCCAAUGAGGAAUGAGAUUGCAUCCGGGCCAAAGCCGGACCAGGCCGUUAAUGCCAUUUGGGCCGCCAUGGUUUACCACACCCCAGCCCUGAACCAGGCCCUCAGAGCCUACGUUAAUCAGGACUGUAAAUCCUGUCUGAGUGAAGACUUUGCACAUGUGUAUUCACUGGCUGACAGCAUCAGGACAUGGAUGUUGGAGAUGAAGCAGAGGUAUCUGGUUGGAAAAAUGAAUGUUCCAGAUGACAAGGAAGGAGGUGAUGAGGUCACAAUGGAGUCACUAGCUCAGAUGUGCAUUGAGAAGAGCCUGCUGCUGUUCAGGUUCUCUCCGUGUGGCGUCCCGUACCCAGACACCGACUCCUCCAGACCUGCAGAGGGCAGCACUGCUCCACUCCUGCGUUCCACUUCCAUCUCAGAUGGAGACUUCCAGCCCAGCUCCUCCCAGAAGCCCCCGGUCCAAGGGUCCGAGGACGGCGGCGAAGUGAAGGACGGGCAGAACCAGCCCUCAGGAGCCCAGCCCCAGAGCCAGCCCCAGAGCCAGCCCCAGAGCCAGCCCCAGCCCCAGCCCCAGCCCCAGUCCUCCUGCAUCCAUAGUAAACCAGGACACAGAGGGUCCACAGAGAGCCUGUCCUCUCAGCCCGGAGACCCCGCCUCCCCCUCCGCCUUCCCCCGUAAAGCGCCGUUCAGUCGAGCACGUCUGCGCCUCUUGUCGUGCCGCUCAAUAGAGGAGCCUCGCACGGCGCCGUCAGUCAAAGACCGCUACCCAAUCCUCAAACACAUCCUCAACUUCAUCAGAGACCAAGCUCUGACCACGUCGAGUAUUCUGCAGACGUUGUCUCUGAACAAAGCUCAGGCUCUGAGCGUGUGCAAAGUCCUGGAGAUGGUUCAGCAGUGUUUACGUUCCCUGGGAAAACCACAUCUGUUCCAGGCGCCCUGCAUUCUGUUCCUGCAGGAGCUGCUGGCGUGUCAGAAGGAUUUCACCAGUUACUUCUCCCAGCUGUCGGACAGUGGACAGACGCUCGGAGAGGACGUCAGGUCUUCAUACCAUCAGCUGGUCCUGAUGUUGGUGGAGGCCGUUCAGGGUUUCAACAGCCUCAACGAGAAAGCCCUGUUACCGGCGCUGUCCUGUGUCCAGACCUGCCUGUUGCACCUUCUGGAUAUGAACUGGGAGGUUCACGACCUUCUUCUCUUCGUAAAGAUCAAACUCCCUGACCUCCUGCUCAGCAUGUCCCAGGAGAACAUCAGUGUGCACGACAUCGCCAUCAGUCAGUGGACGGAGGAGGAUGAGAUCACAGACUAUAAGAAGAACCAGGAGUGGAUGGACGAGUGUAUGGACGGCAUGUUUGAGAAGUGGUACGACAAAAUCGAUGAGGAGGACUCGAUGGAGGACAGGAGGAAGAUGCACAUGUUCAUCGCCCGUUACUGCGACCUGCUCAACGUGGUCAUUUCCUGUGACGGCUGUGAGAGGAUGGCGCCGUGGCACCGGUACCGAUGUCUGCAGUGCAUGGACAUGGAUCUGUGCAAGACCUGCUUCCUGAGCGGAGCCAAACCCGAGGGUCACGAGGACGACCACGAGAUGGUGAACAUGGAGUACGCUUGCGACCACUGCCAAGGCCUCAUCGUCGGCAGCAGAAUCAACUGUAACGUGUGCGAAGACUUCGACCUGUGCUUCGGUUGUUACAACGCCAAGAAGUACCCUGACAGUCACCUGCCCACCCAUCGGAUCACCGUCUACCCCAUGGUGACCAUCCGGAUCAGCGACCGCCACCGCCUCAUCCAACCCUACAUUCAUAACUACUCGUGGCUGCUGUUCGCGGCGUUGGCGCUGUACACGUCGGACCUGAGCAGCGAGAAGCAGAUGGAAGGAGAUUCAUCGGACAGUGACGCUCUGGAGCUGGCAUCCGACCUUCAGACCCACUGUUCACAGCUCAUCACCGACUGUCUGCUCAAAGGGCAGCCCGGAAAAGGUCUGCGCUCGUCGGCUUUAAUCGCCCUUCUCUUGUCCAAUGAGUCGACCUCUGACAGUGACCUGGGUCCAGUUUCUCCGGCAUCGUCUCAGGAGUUCAGUACAACUGACACCUCGUCAUUCACUGGAAGCAACGCAGCCGUCUGUUCACCGUCCUCCCCCAGAGACAAGAAGAAACCACCUGGAAAAGAGAAGAAACCAAAGGAUGGGGGUUCUGCUGUCCAUGCUCCUGCAGACACCCCCGCCCCCCCAGCCUCUGCAGAGGCCGACAAAAGAAAACUGGUCCCCCAGGACACGCUGGACUCCCCCAGUCUGAGCCAGACCCCAUCUGUGUCUAGUGAGGACGCCCUGUCCCCGGUGGUCCGACAUUCAGAGUCCGGAGCGGGAACGGCCAACUCUCCUGCAUCUGAUGUCGUCAAGGAGACGGAGAGGCUUCCCCAGGUCCCACUUCAGGAGCAUGUGUUUUCAGAAUGUUCCAGAGAGAGGAUCCUGGGACUGUUGGCCGCCAUGUUACCUCCAGCCACACCACAUGCUUUGCGCACUCAUGGCUGCAGCCUGUCUCUGCCCAGUCUCAGCUCCAUCCUGCCUCAGCUGUUCAGGGCUGUCAUUUCCAAUGCCGGCUCCCUGAACGAGACCUUCCACCUGACCCUGGGGCUGCUGGGACAGCUCCUGCUGCGGAUCUCCCCCACUGAGGCCGACGCCGCCGUAACGGAGGCGCUGGCCGAUAAGUACGAGCUGCUGACACAAGGAGACGCUCCGGGUUCGGACACACAGGGAUGGAAGACGGUCCAGCUGCUGUUCAGCCUCGGAGCCGUUUGUCUGGACAGUCGUAUCGGUCUGGACUGGGCGUGCACCGUGGCAGAUAUCCUACACAGUCUGAACACCUGCCCUGAUUGGAGCGCUGUCAUCGCUGCCUUCACUGACCAUUGUAUUCAGCAGCUUCCAAACACUCUGAAACGCACCAACCUGUUUACACUGUUAGUGUUGGUGGGAUUCCCCGAGGUUCUGUGCGUUGGGACCCAGACGGUGUUUAUCGACAACGCCAACGAACAGCACAACAUGAUCCUGCUCAAACACUUCACAGAAAAGAACCACGCAGCUGUGGUUGAUGUGAAAACACGCAAGAGGAAAACAGUGAAGGACUAUCAGCUGAUCCAGUCCCAGGAUUCGACCACCGCCGGCCUCCCCAGGCAGACGGAGGGUUCUCCAAAAACACUGCUCAGUCGCUACCUUAGUAAUUUCACGUCCAUCAUCAGUCACCUCCUGCAGCUUAACCAGGACAAUGGCGCCGCCGACGCCGUGGAGGCCUCCUGGGUCCUGUCGCUGGCGCUCAAAGGCCUCUACAACACCCUGAAGAAACAUGGCGUGGCGGAGGCGCAGGAGGCCAUCCAACAGUCCGGACUGACCCAGCUGCUGGUCAGGAAGUGCAGUAAAGGGACGGGCUUCAGUAAACUGUGGCUCCUCAGGGACCUGGAGAUCCUGUCCAUCAUGCUCUACUCGUCCAAGAGGGAGAUCCACUCCAUGGCCCAGGACCCGGACCGGGACCAGAGGGAGCAGGAUAAGGAGCACGACUCGGACCAUUCCAGCUGCGGCGCCGACGAGACCGACGUCAACAAACCCGACCCGCUUGAAGGCCUGGACGAGGAGACCAAGAUCUGCUUCCAGAUCACCCACGAUGCCUUAAACGCUCCUCUGCCCAUCCUGAGAGCCAUGUACGAACUGCAGAUGAAGAGGACCGACUCCUUCUUCCUGGAGGUUCAGAAGAGAUUCGAUGGAGAGGAGAUAAAGACCGAUGAGACGAUCCGAACUCUGGCCCAGAAGUGGCAGCCGACCAGACGUCUGCGGUCCGAGGAGAGGAACACCAAGGCUGUGGACACCGACAUGAUCGUGGUGUCCUGUGUGUCCAAACCCAGUCACUGUGAAAAGGCUACAGAGGAACUCAACGUGGUGGCGCAGAAGCUCAUCACCAACUCGGAGAGCGACCUCCAGCUCAGCUACGCCAAACAGCGACGCACCAAGAGCUCGGCGCUGCUGCACAAAGAGCUGGACGUACGCAGCAACCGGGCCGUCCGCCAGUACCUGGUCAAGGUCAACCAGGCCAUCGCCACGCUCUACGCCCGCCACGUCCUGGCCUCGCUGCUCGCCGACUGGCCCGCGGAGACUGCACUGAGCGAGGAGGCGCUGGAACUGAGCGGAGCCUCCCACAUGGCCUACAUCCUGGACAUGCUGAUGCAGCUGGAGGAGAGGCCGCUGUGGGAGAAGAUCCUGCAGAGGGUGCUGAAGGGCUGCAGUCACAGUAUGCUGUGCAGUCUGUCUCUGACCGCCUGUCAGUUCAUGGAGGAGCCUGGGAUGGCGGUGCAGGUCCGAGAGUCCAAACACCCUUAUGACAACAACACUAAUUUCGAGGAUAAGGUUCACAUCCCUGGGGCCAUCUACCUGUCGGUGAAGUUCGACUCCCGCUGCUACACAGAGGAAGGCUGUGAUGAACUCAUCAUGUCCAGCAGCAGCGACUACCUCCAGGACGUCCACAACUUCAGCGGGUCUCCGCCCAAGUGGUCCGACUUCGAGAUCCCCGGUGACACCCUCUACUACAGAUUUCUGUCAGACAUGAGUAACACAGAGUGGGGCUACAAGUUCACAGUCACCGGAGGUCACAGAGGUCGAUUCCAGACAGGUUUUGAAAUCCUGAAGCAGAUGUUGGCCGACGACCAGGUGCUCAGUCACCUGCCGCUGUCCGACAUCUGGGAGUGGCAAGUGGGUGUGGCCUGCCGACAGACGGGGAACCAGCGACUCAAAGCCAUUCACUUGUUGCUCCGCCUCCUCCAGUGUCAGUCCGAAACAGCCUGUGAGCUGACGCUGCUUCGCCCUCUGUGGCAGCUCUUCAUGUCCAUGGAGAACAGCCUGAGUCAGGAUCCCACCAGUAUCACCGUCCUUCUGCCUCUGCACCGAGCACUCACUGAGCUCUUCUUCAUCGCAGAGGCUCGGGCCAUCACACAGGGCAUCCUGCAGGAGUAUCUCUUGGCCAUGACCACGGACGAGCAGCUCCUCAACCACACGACCAUGGCUCUGAAGAACAUCGCCGCCAUCAGCCUGGCCAUCAAUUACCCCAAUAAAUCCACCAGGUCACUCAACAUGUCCUCCUGAGAGGCUGAGGAGGACGGGAGGCGGAGCCUCCUGAAGGGGACACAUCCUGACCCCGCCUCCCCCACCUGCCAGAUCACUGAGUUCUUGUGGAGGGGGGGUGGGUGUAGGGGGGGGUGGGGGACUCCAAGAGCACUUUCCACACUAAUUCACCAUCCUUUUUGCCUUAGGUGAAUCCAGUAUAUGAGCAUGUGCAUUCACUGGAACAAACAGGAACUGCAGAAAGUUGAAUCCGAAGACGCCGCGCCACAGAAAAGGACUUGACGUGUGCCAAACCGACGACUUUCUUUUGGGUUUUUUGGCCUUAUUUUCCUCCUAAACAACAGUCGAUCACGGUGAAAACAGGUCACCUUGGCGACUGGAGCGUCUCGGCGGACACGUAGAGCAUCCUAAAAAUACAGUCCGGGACAGCGGAGCCUCAUUCGUCACCGCGGGGACGCAGCGCUGACCUACUCCAUACACUCCCUUAUUUCUUCCUACUCAUCCUUGGCGGCUCGCUGGUAUUUUUAGGGCUCUUUACUGAAGGUUAGGAUCAGAAAAAUCCGCAUCAGGACCUGAAGAGCGUGGGAUGGCGAAGGUUCGCAUCAGGACGGGGAUGAGGACGACUCAAUAGCCAUAGGAUGAGAGUUGACGUCCCAGCUGGGUGAAAACUGUGAUCAUUUAAUAUUCCAUCACAUUAUUUAUCACCAGUAUUUUCUCUAUUAUUAGUGAACGAUUAAAGGUUCGUAUGAUGUCAGGAACAGCAAAAAAAAACACACACACAAAAAAAAAAAAAAAAGUAGCCACGUGGAUGUUCUAU
Molecule: messenger RNA, 10089 nt
Organism: Sphaeramia orbicularis (orbiculate cardinalfish)
Lineage: Eukaryota; Metazoa; Chordata; Actinopteri; Kurtiformes; Apogonidae
Gene: zzef1
Product: zinc finger, ZZ-type with EF hand domain 1
Exons: 54
Coding region: 114-9293 (3059 amino acids)
Molecular function (GO): zinc ion binding; calcium ion binding
Source: RefSeq, a predicted model, not a curated record